Messenger RNA from Belonocnema kinseyi, 2081 nucleotides. RefSeq lists its product as uncharacterized. Lineage: Eukaryota; Metazoa; Arthropoda; Insecta; Hymenoptera; Cynipidae. The record is from RefSeq and is a predicted model, not a curated record. Bases 205 to 1479 code for a protein of 424 amino acids. The transcript has 6 exons.
AUAUCAGCGGCACGCAGACACAGUUUAUAAUAAAUAAAUAAUAAAAAUGAACGUGCAGUGUUUCUCAAUUAGUUUGAAUAAUUUUUAAUCGCGAAGAAACGCGCGGUUAAUAAUGGAGCAGUCGAUAAGUGAAGUAUUUCGACUGGCGUCAUUUGCUCCAAACUAAAAAGGCGAAAGGCACUCUGGAGUCGAAAUAAAAAAAAAAUGGUUCGAAGUCGACGGUACGGCAACGAUACGCUAGACGUAUUGAACAAAGGAUGCUUCAACCAAUACGACAGUUUGGCCUGCGGCCGAAUCAGUAUUUUGGUUCUGCUCAGUGCGAUCACCUUUUUUCUGAUCUUACUCAAGAUCAUAAAAUAUCACCGGUACCGGCAUUCACAGAUGCACCACUAUGCCAUAUUUUACGUAUCUGCCAUUCAAUCUAUCCUCUGUGGAGCGAGCUUUCUCUUCGGAGUUCGCUAUCCGCAGUUGGAUUUCACGAGCAACUUCUUGAAGCUUUUGCAGUUUAUUUUAAUCUGCCAUCUGCACUGGUCGCUGGCAGCCAGAUCUCGUCACAGAGAUGACAUCGUCCAGCAUGUGGUCAAUCCCGUUUUAUGUUUGUACACCCUCUACUGCACCACAGUUGUACUCAUGGGUAUGGUUGAUAUCAACGGAACCUGGACCGAAUGUUUUCGACCUUACUGGUUGAUGCUUUCGAGUGCAGAUUUCAUAGCAGUGCAACUGUUUGCUGUGGUCGCUCUUUAUUUAACUCACAGUAGCCGGCAAAUGGCAAUUUCGGCUCUAAUGUUGCCAUCGACAUCAUCGCAAACUCGCGAUCUUUGGCUCGUAACUGCAGUCUACGAACUCUCGGCCACAGUUUCUGUCGUUUUCGAUGCCGGAAUGACUCUCGUGGGAAGGGAAGAGCAUGGUUGCAGUGGAAUUUACGACCAUGUGCAACUUUAUUAUAGUUCAGCGACCGUCGUCAUCACAAUUCUCAAAUUCUUCGUGCCAACCUGGACUCUUCUCUGUGUUUUUCAACCCAGUAGAGUCAAGUCGAGACCCUCUGAAGUCGCCCUCACCUCCCAUUAUAAUACGGACGGUUCGUGUUACAACCAGUACCACCGAAUGUUUGGCCCACCAAAUGGAAUGCUUUCCGCCUCCAUUCCCUACCCCUCAAUGCCCUAUCCCGUCGAAUCCCCAAUUUUCGGCAGUUAUGGCGACUUUUCCUACACUGACAGUUCCCCCGAUGCGUCGCCAUCUAUCGCCCGAUGCUGGACCGGCAUCGAGGACGAAUCCUCCAACGGAUACGAGAAACACUUUCUCAAUAUCGACCAGAAAAAGGAGGAGAGUCGAUGCAGAGUCGAGCAAACUCGACAAAAUCUCGAGAAGAGUCUUGGCAUCGAUUUAGAAAACGAAGACGACAAAACCGUCCUGCGAAACACGCGAAAUCUCACGACAAUUUGCGAGGAAGGUGGAAAUAACACCGACAGUCAGGAAUGAAUGCUCAAUUCAUCUAAGUCAUUUUAAAGUCGUUCAAGUUCCCGCCGCUUUUAUCGAAUUUUUCUGUUUAGAUAUUUGUUUGUUUCUUUUUGUUUUUUGUUUUUUACUUGAAAAAAAGGGGCUCGUAAUGCUUAAAGUGUAGAAAAGGCAUUUUGGAAUUUGAAUUUCGCGCCAGAAUUUUUGAAGAGCCACGCUUAAAACAUAACCUCUGAUUUGAUAUAAUUUUGGCGCGAAAUUUGAAUUUUUUAGAUUUUCUUUUAUCGCCUUAACACUUUUGACCUGUAUUUUUUUUUAAAGAAAUCUAUAAUAAUAUAUUUUUAGCCUUUUCAGGUGGAUUCUAUAUCUGGAUUAUACAUAGAUAGUUGAAAAAAUAAUUUUUUUAAUUGAUUAUAUCGGUUUUAUAAUUGAUUUUUAUAGAUUUUCGACAUUAUUAUUAAUUAAGGUACAUUUUAGUGAUUCUAGGUUUUUUACUAUGUUGAUAAUAAUUAUUUUUUAUUCUACCAGGUUGUUUAUCUAAACAUUAACAAUACAAAAUUUAUAACUAAAAGUUUUUUGCAAAAUGUACAAAAAAAAUGUAUAUUUCAAAAAGUGUAAAUUUAACU